Sus scrofa (pig) is the source of this 7416-nucleotide messenger RNA. Lineage: Eukaryota; Metazoa; Chordata; Mammalia; Artiodactyla; Suidae. The record is from RefSeq and is a predicted model, not a curated record.
GGCAACUAGAGAAUUGGCAUCAUCGACUGAAGUAGAAAUAGAAGACUGGCAGAAAAGGCAUAAUAGAAGAGAGGAGCUCAGAAGAUAGGGUGGCAGUUUAAGAGAUGGUGAUUCCAAAGGGACAAAGUUGGAGGGGGUGGAGCAAAUGAUUUCCUUCCUGGACAGGCAGUCUAUGGUCAGUGUACAAGAGUUGCUGUAGCAACCCCAGAGCUGUACUCUGCCUAGCAGAAACUCGGUAGGAUUUCAUAGAUUUUGUUCUCUUAACUGAAAAACAGACCGAAAGCUCCCUGAGGGCAAGAUCCCCUCUUGCUCACCACUGUAGCCCAGCACCUAGCAUAAUACCUGGCCUGUAUUGACCUUGAUGGGAUAGAAGGUUAAACUCAAAACUUCUGAAGCAUGGAAUUUGAGGGAUGAGGAGAAAGGAAAAAUUCCAGCUGUUAGUCAGAAGUCUCAGAAUGCUGUACCCAAGAAGGAAGCUGGAUACAAAGUCAGAGUGAAAUCUUCACAGUUCUUGGGAAACAAACCAGAGUCAGGAAGCCACAUGAAACACUUGACCAGUUUUCCUUACAAGACAUUUGCCAGAUUUUAAAGCUGCAUAAGAUGGGAGGCUAAUGAGCUAAACUAAAACCUCCACAGGACAGAAUGGAUCUCCCACAGUGUUUGAGGGCUGAAAAGAAAGAGACCUUCUAAGAAGUCCAGAUCAGAAAAAUAGUAACUACAAACCAUGGAUGAAAUCUAUAAGAUUGCUUCCACAGAAAGGAUCCAGCUGUUGGAAAAAGAACUGGCUGUGCAGUUGGCAGAACUGAAGUUUGAGAUAGAAGAACAGGGGACUCUUCAGGGGUCAGUUCCUGGAGCUUUCAGCUCUGUUCGAAUGCCAAAGGACAUUUCUUUCUUUAGAAGAGAAAGGGAGCUGGCUCUAAAGAAAACUUUACAGGUGGCUGAGUCAAAGCCCCUUGUUAUUCAAGCAGAUGUCAUGCAGAGGGAGCUAGAGAGCUGCCUAAGGAGAGAGUACACUCCUGAAAAUUUACCUUUGCUUCUGUUGCAGUAUUAUACAGAGAGAAUUACCCAGCUGGCCCAGAGUAAAUAUUUGCAUAUGCUUAGGUGGAAGAGAUUUUGCCAUCACAGUAAGAUCAUGGAACAACUCUAUCCUCUUUAUAAGAAACAAGUUGCCUACAUUAUGCAGGAAUACAAUGAUGCCCUUCAUAGAGCUGAUAGAUUGUCUGUUGCACGAGAAAACUUCCUUAUGGGAAAAAAGAAUCCUCCUAACUUAGUGACACAGGAAGACCUGACUAUUUACACAAAUUGGUUAGUGUGUCACCUACACUCACUCAAGACUAUUCACCAAUACCUGCAGGCCCUCCAGUAUUUGCCUCUCUCCAAAGUGCUAAGUAUAGCUGUGGAUGAAAUCCCAGAGGUUGGUCAGGAAAAUGAAAAGGUCCCUGUUGAUGACAAUGACCCUGACAUCCAGGGUUCUGAAUCUCCAGGCUCUAUGAAUACCAAUAUUUCAGGGCCAACAAGAACAGAAGCUGCUUUCAUCCUGCCCCAACACACAACAGAAACAGAAAAACUGAAACCUCAGCUGAAGCUCCUGCUCUCCCAUUUUAAUAUCCCAUAUGACGUGGAGGAACUAAGGGAUGCUGCCAAGGAAAUAGAACUUUUUUCCUUGGUGUCCCAAAAAUUUCAAAGCAUCUUCAUGAAGCAGCAGAGAAUGAAGACAUUUCCAGACUAUGAUGCUGGGAUAGCCAAAGCUGAGCAUUUGAGUUUGGCAGAACCUGGUAUGGCCUUGAAAAAGAGAGCCAGCUGGAUUUCCUUUGUAAAGAUUAAGCCAAAAUGUGAUCCUUGGCAAAAGAAGCUUUUGACCAAACUAAAAGAACGGAAAAGAAUAGAUGCAUUAAUGCAACUCCAAGCAAAGUUUUUGAAGAUUUCCAACCCUGAGCGAGUAAUGCAAGUGCUGCAAGAUCAUGCUGCAAAGACAGUCUUCAUGGCUUCAUCUCAUCCAACAUUCGUGGCUUCCUGGGAUUUGCAUCAGGGCAACUAUGACCAAAUCUGGGAGAAUAUUUAUAGCAAUGUCAACCUUUACCAGAAUGAAAACAUGAAGGAGGAUGGCCUUUCAGUGGAGCAAAAUGAAAAUGACUCAGCACAAAUAAGUCGUAGCCAUUGUGCUGAUGAGCCUGUCAAGCAGAAGAAAGAGCCGGGGUACAGCUAUGCACUGGCCCUACAACUCCUGGGUUUGGAUGAUGGGUCUGGGCCCAGUGAUGGGGAUUCUGUCCUGAUGAGAGGGACCUACUUGUCCUUUCUGUAUCUGCGCCACCUGAGGAUCAGGGAACUGCAGCGCAUCUGCUUAGGAAUUCUGAACUAUUUCAGAUCCAUUGAACGAACGCUGACGAUCAACACUUCAGGCCUUACCUUGGUUGCAGGGAGCCUGGUCCCCACCUCGGAAGAUAGCUCCUGGGUAAAUACAGUAAAAGGAGGCAUGGGCACCCCACAAGGCCUAGGCACUCACCACUAUGUCCAUGGAACAUCUGCUGAGCACAAGGUCCAGGGCAUCCAGUUCAUGGAGUUCUCAGAAGUGGAGAACCAAGAUGACUACUACAGCAUGGAAGCUGGUUACAUCCACACCCAGGACCAGCAGGGAAUCUAUGUCAUGUAUGAUGAAGCCUUGAGUGAUCUGAAGGAACUAGAGACAGAACUGCUGCUUGUGGCCAGCCAUUACGUUGAGAAAGAAAAAGGUCACAAAGUGGGCGGCAAGUCAAAUAUUGACCAGGACUGGGGAUGGAUCCAUGCAGGUGUGGACAGAUUUGCUGUGCUAUAUGACAUGUGGACUUGGGAAGCAACUCUUCUAGAAAACAAGCGCCAGCUUCUUGACAGUUAUUUCGAAGCCUACCAGCAUGCGUUGGACCCAGAGGAGAGAUUUGCCUUAGCACAAGUGAUCAUUGACAUUAUGCACAGGUGCCCACGGUUUGAUCUCAGCCACCCUUACUUCAUUAAGGCCUACCGUGAUGAAUGUGCCUGCCUGAGUCUCCACCUGCAGCUAGUGAGGGAUGUCCUCAACCAGCAUAUAGAGCGUCAGCGGGAGUAUGUCCAGAGGCUUUGGCGAAAAGGCCAUCCAGAUAAUAGGAAUACAUUUGGACUUCCCCUUAACAUAAUUUGCAAACAGCUCAUUUCCAUCAACAAUAGCUGCCCAGCUUUGAAAAAUAUUUACCUGCUGGAGUUCCACCCUUCUCUGGGCCUGGCUUCACACAUUCCCAGGGCCCUCGAGCACCUCCUCAGGGAGGCCUGCCACACCUGCCAGCCCACAUCAGCCCACGCCCUCACUUUGCUGGAGAGACGCGUGCUGCAGCUGGCCCUGGAUAUAUGGUUCACUCCAGCCAAGCCGGAGUCCUGGUACAGCGCACAGCUCCAGAAAGAUCUGUUUUCAACUAAAGUGAUGCGAAAUCCCUUUCUCGUGGGGGAGAUAGGCUUGCUUGCACUCAAGUCUGCAGCAAAUGAAGGACAGAACCAAGGCCAAGAUUCUCAUAUGCUGCUUUUGGAGACAUAUUCCAAACUUUUAGAAAUCUUGACCCUCCGCCAUCGGCUGAUAGAAAUGAGUCUGGAGAGUGUACACUUAGCACGUCUCUAUAAGGAACUGGCAUCUGAGAUGGGUUUUGAAGAGUUCCAUUUGUAUAUGAGGCCUGUUCACUUUGAAUUUGCAUCACAUGAGGACAAGGUGGCCCAUCCACCUCCUGUCUUUAUAACCUCUCUGCUGGAGGACAGUGAUCGUGUAGACAGAUAUUCUCCUGCUACUCUGGUCUUGGCCAUCUCUGAGGUGGAUAAUAACCAAGUUGGCAAAUUUAGUUUUUAUACAAAGGAAGCCAUUCUAAAGCUCCUGCUACAUUCGGGAGUGGAAAAUAUGCAAGUGACCCUUGCGUGCCAAGCUACUCAGAAAAAUGCUUUAAUGGUGGCUCUCCAGCAGGCGUCCUUCUAUCACACUCCCCGAGGGGGCUGUCCUGCUGAUGUCAAGGAAAUAACUUCAGGUGCGAGAAAUCACAGUGGAAUGGGUCCAACCGGAAGAAGAAAUUCCAGAACUGUGAAUGGCAUAGAAAGCAUUCUGUUAGCCCCAACUCCAAAAGUCCAAGACACCCUUACUCAUCCUUCAGAAAGAUUCCAGGCUACCAAAAGGGCCCCAGAAGCUUUUGUGUCUAUUCAACUAGAAAAGGUGGGGCUGAGGGACAUGAUGCUGAAUGCCUUCCUCCUCAGGAAACAAGCCAUCGCUGAUAGAAUGCAGAACCUCGUGAGUGUGGAUGAACUUGGGAAGGUCAAGAGGGACGUUAUAGUUGAAUAUUGCAAAAAGUUCAACCGCCACAUGUCUCACUAUGCUCUUCGGGGUCAGAUCAUGGCGUACUGCAACAGCCUGAGAUCCCUGUUGGAUGGCUGCCCUACCAUCAGGGAUACCUUUUUCAUGGUGGGACAACCACAUGAAAAGAAGGGCUUGAGGGACUCUGCGGAGGGCCUCAAGGCUGAUCCCAGGAGUUUUCAGCCCCGGCCACGCCGUUUGCUAUCUGCUGAUGGGAAAGUCUUCCUCAAUUUAUGGUUCAUACCCCAUCCUUCUGAAGUGCUGGUGAUGUUCAAAACUCUGCCAGAAAAGGCAGCUUUUAGAGCCUUAAAGCUAACUCUACAGCUGAUAGCCCCUCUCCAUGACAUUGUGGCCUACUUUUUCAGUUUUGCAAAACUUGGAAAUUGUCCAGCAUGUUUUGAAUUUCCUCUAAUUCCUAACCCUCUGAAAGGUGACUGGGGAGGAACUGAGGGUAUUGGGUCUGAGCUUCAAGAGCUGCAGAAAAUGAUUGACCACCUCCAGGACCCUCAAGACCCAACCCAGGUGUCCCAGGCCCUCCUCCUCCAAAGAGAGGUUAUGCUUCUCCAGUUUGAUGUUGCAGUGAGGUACCUCAUCCGGAGAACAUUUUUGGCAGCUGGAAAUGCUCCUGCCUACCAGUCUGUCACAGAUGGCAUGUACCAUGGGUUACCACCACUGAGCAACUCUCUCACGAAGAGCAUUUUUGCUUCACAGCUCAGCCUGCCCCAGCCAUUGGAUCCACAGAGCCUCCAGGCAUUUGUGCUGUUCCCUUGGAGAGCAUUUCUGCAAGAUGGAGGACCGUUUCCAGUUACGAGUAGCAGCCCAGAUACUCUAGAGUAUAAUAUGCAGCUAUGCCUCUGUGGGCUGAGUGACCGAGACCUCAAGGCGGCUCAUGGAGAGCUGGUAGGCAUGCAGCUGCUAAUGGAAGAUGUCCUUCGGAGUCACUAUCACAUGGUCAUGGAGGAUCCCCCCGGAGGUCAAGCCACACUGGACAAAAAUAUACAGCCAAAUUUGUCCAGAGUGCCAGGAUUCAGAAGUCAGUUCCAGAGCAGCCCAAAGUCCUCCAAGCUGCCAGGGGGCCCGUGCAAUGCAGUGAUGUCCUUUGCUUUGCUGAGAUCAUUUCUGGUGCUGUGGAAGCAGCUGGAAGUUCUAAAGGAGCACUGGGGCCGACUUAAGCUGCAAGGCCAGGACAUCAAUUCUUUGUCUCUCCACAAGCAGUUCUCAGAGCUGUAUGAAACUGACAUUCUCUACCCUAGCAUGAAAGCUAUAGCUAGGCGGAUGGGGAAUGAAGAUGAAUUUGAAGGACUUAUAAUAAGUUGUCAGUCUAUUCUUCCCCCCAGAGGAGCUUCAGAAAUUGAAGUAAAAACUCAGCAGCUUCAGAAACUUCUGGAAAAUCUUGAAAUUCAUAUGAUCCAGGAGGUAAUAAGAAAAGUUGACAGAGAUAUAACACUGGUUAUAUCAGAAAAAUCCAAGGAGCACCUUACUCUACCUACAGAUCUUUGGAAACACCAAGUCAUGAAAGAAAACUUUUCAUUUAUCAGACCACAAAUAGUUGAAAAUUUUGUACAGAGAUUACUGGAGAAUUACCAGGAUGGUGGACUAGAGAUCACUUUCAGGAAAGACCACCUUGAGGCCUGCCUCCUUUCCCUGGGUUGCGACGUGAUGGCCAGGGAACGCAGCAACUUCGAGAGCUACUCCAUGUGUUACGAGCAUGUGUUGGAGCAUGCUAGGCAAAAGCUCUGCCAGAAGGAGCAGGAAUUAGACAUUAUACGAAGAGGUCAGAGUCCACCUGAAGACAAUGCUGGUCAGAUUGCAGAGCUCAGUCAUAGUAUGAUCAUGGAAAUCACUGCCCUGAGAGCCCAACUCACAGAUUUGGAGGAGGAGAACCUGAAUCUCAAAACUCAGAUUAGAAAAGAAGUCCAAGAAGAAUAUGAAGCAUUAGUCCAAGCUUUGUUUGUGACAUGUUUACACAUCAAAGAGAAGCUGGAGGAGAAUCAACUUAAUUUGAUCCAGAAAGUAUGUGAGCUCGUUGGCGAAGUAAGAACAGAAGGGAUUGACAAUAUGAAGAACCUGAAGAAGAAGUGGGGCUCUGCCAGACCUGAUGAAGAAAUGCAAGAAAGCCCAGCCAAACAGGAGCAGCUGCGGGCCUUGGAGCAGGACAACUGUAGCCUGGCUGCCCUGGUGUGCAAAGUGAGGAGCCUGGGCCGCUGGAGGCUGGCAGCACAGCAGGAGCGCUUCCGGGGCCAGCUGAGCAAGGCUGAGAAGGAAGCUAUGCAAAGUAAAAAAGAGUGUUUGAACAUCAAGCUAAUGGCAGAACAAGAAGUGGUUUUACUUCGGCAGCAGUUACUGGCUCUAAGGCAGGCUCUGGCCAGGGCUCAGGCAGACAACAUGAGGAUGAGCAAGCAGCAGGAGAACCAGGGGCAGUUGCUGAAAGAGUUAGAACAUAGAGUGACCCAGGAAGCUCUCCACCGGCAGCAGCUGGAUUUAAUGAAGACCUCCAGCAUGGAGAAGCUCUUGGAGGAUGUGGAGCAAAAAGAACAGCACCUGCAGCUCCUUACUGAAGAGGCCGAGAGGGCUUCUAAACUGGGCCAGCUCCAGCAGAAGAAAAUUCAGAGAGAACUCCAACAGCCCUUUUCCUCUCAGAUGAGAAGCCGGCUUGCCCAGGAGCGCAGCGUGAAGCUUGAUGCUUUCCAGCGGGUAGAAGAGCUACAAAGUCAGCUUAAUGACGCUAAGCAAUCGUCCAUACCGAGCAGCUUGCCAGGCGGUUUUAUAUCUCAGGCUCACUAUUCCCUAAGUUCUGCUUCCACAUCAUCCAGAUACUCCCAGCAACACCGUUUAAAGACUCAUCUCAAGGCGAGUGAAAUAACAAGAAAGAUCCAAAGGCCAAAGACAGUGCCUAUUAAACACAAAAAAAGAACUGACCAUGUCUUCUUACCCAAUGUGGCAGAAAAUGUUCAACUUACAGCUUUUCAAGUUAAAACAGCUCCCUCUAGAAUCCCAUUCAGACCUGAUUGGUAAUCAUAUAUCCUUUUCCCAAGCUUUAUUUCUAUGAGCAUUUGAAUGAAUAAAAAUGAUUCUAAAUUCCA